This is a messenger RNA of Priceomyces carsonii, 645 nucleotides long. RefSeq names its product SNAP receptor (gene SEC22). The coding region runs from base 1 to 645 and encodes 214 amino acids. Lineage: Eukaryota; Fungi; Ascomycota; Pichiomycetes; Serinales; Debaryomycetaceae. Gene Ontology annotation, molecular function: SNAP receptor activity. Gene Ontology annotation, cellular component: endoplasmic reticulum membrane; ER to Golgi transport vesicle membrane; endoplasmic reticulum-Golgi intermediate compartment. The record is from RefSeq and is a predicted model, not a curated record. The transcript is spliced from 2 exons. Gene Ontology annotation, biological process: vesicle fusion with Golgi apparatus; endoplasmic reticulum to Golgi vesicle-mediated transport; retrograde vesicle-mediated transport, Golgi to endoplasmic reticulum.
AUGGUCAAAUCUACAUUAAUAUUCCGUUAUGAUGCACUUCCCUUGUGUGGGUCAGUGGAUGACAAUAACGAUCGUGCAUUGCUAGAUCAGAAAAAGAAAUGCAAAAUCAUAAUUAGCAGAAUAACACCUAACUCUGAACCUCAAGCGACAAUCGAAUCUGGACCGUACAAUAUCCAUUAUUUAAUACAGAAUUCAAUUGUAUAUCUCUGUAUUUGCGAUAAGUCAUAUCCAAGAAAGCUAGCAUUCUCAUAUCUCUCGGAGAUAUCACACGAGUUUUAUAACUCCCAUGGUCAAGAAGCAUUGAGUAGUAUGGCCAGACCAUAUGGUUUUAGUUCUUUUGAUACUUUUUUAAGCAAAACCAAAAAAAUCUAUCAAGAUCAAAGAGCACAAUCAAACAUUGAUAAGUUGAAUAACGAUUUAGCUGACGUUAAAAAGGUUAUGACUAAAAAUAUCGAGGAUUUACUUUAUAGAGGUGAUUCCCUUGAUAAGAUGAGUGACUUAUCUUCAAGUUUAAGAAAUGAUUCCAUUAAGUACAGAAAAAGAGCACAAAGAAUUAAUUUAGAGGCUUUGAUAAGACAAUAUAUACCAGUUGUCGGCAUAUCAUUAUUGUUCCUCUUUCUAAUCUGGUAUAUGUUUCUUAGGUAA